GGUGAAACAAGUUGGACUGCAGUGCUGCGUUAUAGCUACAAGUGAGGUGCUUAGUAAAGUGAAGCUCUGUUCUGUUCGAUUGAAGUGGAACAUAGCCUGCAGUCACAGUAAAAUGUCUGAUUCGAUAAAAAACGUGGCGAUCUUUGGCUCGACGGGAAUGACUGGCUUGGCGACGUUACCUAUUGCAGCGGCUGCAGGUUAUAACGUGACCGUGUUGGUGAGGGAUCCGUCCAGGCUGCCUGCUGACCAUAAAGCCUCGCGGAUUGUGGUGGGAGACGUCCGUAACAAAGAGGAUGUGAAGAAGACUUUGGAGGGCCAGGAUGCUGUCAUCAUCAUCCUGGGCACAAGGAAUGACCUUAGUCCUACAACCAUGAUGUCUGAGGGCACACGGAACAUCCUAGAGUCUAUGAAAUCCCGUGGCAUCUGCAAAGUGGUCGCCUGCAUGUCCGCAUUUUUGCUGUGGGACAGAGCAAAGGUUCCUUCUCGCCUGAUUCAAGUCACUGAAGAUCAUGAGCGCAUGUACAUGCUGCUGAAGGAAUCUGGACUGGAUUAUGUAGCGGUGAUGCCGCCACACAUCGCAGAUAACCAUCCCCUGACUGAAAAGUACAUGGUCGCUGAGAACAUGCUGCGAGGAAGAGUCAUCUCCAAACACGAUCUGGGUCACUUCUUCGUCAAGUGUCUUUCUACGUCUGAGUGGGACAGGAAGACCGUGGGCUUGUGGGGGGAAUACAGCUAAAUUCCACACUAUUCAACGCAACUUCAUUUAUCAGUUUCUUUUAAUAUGAUAACAUUUAUACACAGUAAGAUUUUGUAACAUGUUAUCUCAACAGAUCUUCGUAACAUAAACAGAAUCGUUAUGAUUUCACAGAUGAUGCAAUAUAAAAACCUCAAAGUUUGUGAUAAAAACCUAUUUUGCAGUGAGCCUGUUUGUUUGAAUUGAAUGCUUUUUAGAUGCACAAUAUUAUGUUUUAUUUUUAAAAAUGACAAUUUUUAAAUAAAAAAAAUUUUGAUUUUGUGAAACAUAAAUAUAAUAAAAAAAUAUUUAAUGUU
Messenger RNA from Tachysurus vachellii, 1050 nucleotides. It is a transcript of the gene blvrb, whose product is annotated as biliverdin reductase B. The transcript is spliced from 5 exons. The coding region runs from base 113 to 736 and encodes 207 amino acids. Lineage: Eukaryota; Metazoa; Chordata; Actinopteri; Siluriformes; Bagridae. The record is from RefSeq and is a predicted model, not a curated record.